Messenger RNA from Oryzias melastigma (Indian medaka), 2332 nucleotides. RefSeq names its product keratin, type II cytoskeletal 8. The transcript is spliced from 9 exons. Gene Ontology annotation, molecular function: structural constituent of skin epidermis. Gene Ontology annotation, biological process: intermediate filament organization; keratinization. Gene Ontology annotation, cellular component: keratin filament. The record is from RefSeq and is a predicted model, not a curated record. Bases 98 to 1675 code for a protein of 525 amino acids. NCBI's taxonomy places the organism in Eukaryota, Metazoa, Chordata, Actinopteri, Beloniformes, Adrianichthyidae.
GGAUUUGGCUCUCCUUUCAGUGUUCUCCACUGCUCUGCUAAACCUCUCUCUGUCUCUGCUCACCUUUUUUUGCACAUCUCUUUAAGAAGAAACAGCCAUGUCUGUCCAAGCAACCAACAUGAAGUCUGUCAGGAGCAGCUAUAGCACAAGCGGUGGGGCUGGUCUCAGCAGCAGCCGCAUUUCUGUGGGAGCAGGACAGUCGUUUUCCUCCAGAUCUGCUUUCUCGGCCAGACCAACAGCUGUAGCCAGCUUUCCAAGUGCCGUAAAGCUCAGGCCUGACGGGGGAUUCAGCUCUGGUUCUGCUUACAGCUUUGGCUCUGGUUCCAGCUUUCGCAUUAGCAGUGGUGCUGGUUUUGGAUCUGGCUCUGGUUUUGGCGGUGGUAGAAUUGGUUUCGGUACAGGCUUUGUACCUGGAGUUGGAGGCCCUACAAUGCCAAUGAUCACGUCCGUUCAGUUCAACCAGAGCCUGCUGACCCCCCUCGACCUCAAGAUCGACCCCAACAUCCAGGUUGUCCGUAACCAGGAGAAAGAGCAGAUCAAGACCCUGAACAACCGCUUCGCCAACUUCAUCGACAAGGUCCGUUUCCUGGAGCAGCAGAACAAAAUGCUGGAGACCAAAUGGAGUUUCCUUCAGGAGGAGACCACCACACGCUCCAACAUCGACGCCAUGUUCGAGGCGUACAUCGGCAACCUUCGCAGACAGCUGGACGGGCUCGGCAACGAGAAGAUGAAGCUGGAGGGAGAAGUGAAGAACAUGCAAGGAUUGGUGGAGGACUUUAAGAUGAAGUAUGAAGAUGAAAUCAACAAGCGUGCCUCUGUGGAGAACGAAUUUGUGCUCCUCAAGAAGGAUGUAGAUGCCGCCUUCAUGGGCAAAAUUGAGCUGGAGGCCAGGGUAGAUGCUCUUCAAGAUGAAAUUCAAUUCCUCAGAAGUGUCUACGAAGCGGAACUCAGUGAGCUUCAGGGACAGAUCAAGGACACCUCAGUCAUCGUGGAGAUGGACAACAGCCGCGACCUGGACAUGGACUCUAUUGUGGCUGAAGUCAGAGCUCAGUAUGAGGAGAUUGCCAACAACAGCCGAGCUGAAGCUGAGAAGUGGUACCAGCAAAAGUUCCAGGAGAUGAAGGGUAAUGCAGAUAAAGCUGGAGAUGACCUUCGCAACACCAAGAUGGAGAUUUCUGAGCUCAACCGCAUGAUCAGCCGCAUCCAGAAUGAGAUCGAGGCUGUCAAGGGACAGCGCUCCAACCUCGAGGCCCAGAUCGCAGAGGCCGAGGAGCGUGGUGAGAUGGCAGUGAAAGACGCCAAGCUUCGUAUCAAGGAACUGGAAGAGGCCCUGCAGAAAGCCAAACAGGAUAUGGCCAGACAGGUCCGCGAGUACCAGGAGCUCAUGAACGUCAAGCUGGCUCUGGACAUUGAGAUUGCCACCUACAGGAAGCUUCUGGAAGGAGAAGAGUACAGAAUUUCCUCCGGUGGUGGCGCCACAAACAUCCGGGUGCAGUCUUCAAGCUCCGGUGGUGGUGUUAGUUCAGGAAUGGGCAGCGGUAUGAGCGGAGGUUGGGGUGGAGGUUCCAGCAGCUUCGGAUAUGGCUCAAGUGGAGCUGGAGGAUAUGGAGGAGGCAUGUCCAUCGGAGGCUUCAGCUCAAAAAGCACCACCAGUCGGGUCUCUACACGCUAUUAAUAAAAAUAUCAACGUUUGUUGAAGCCCUCACCCACUGUUUGCUCCAUGAAUCCACUCAGGCUUCCAGAAACCCAGUCCCAUCUUCUCCUGCAUACACAGCAUUUGCUGACAUUUCCUGGUAGAGAGAGUCUGUUCUUUUAUCCAAAAACAAGGCAGAAAAAUAGUAAGACCAAAAAGCAAGAGCCACAGAGAUUUGAGUCAAUCCUGUCGUCUUUCGAACAGUCAGCCUGGCUGUCUUUUGGUUGCUGGAUAUGCUGUUGAGCAGACAAAGCAAAACUUGUAGUGUAACAACAGAAAAUCCUGAAAACAACAACCACUAAGCACAAUGAGCGACGUCUGUACAAAAGGAGGACUAGAUACACUUCUAAAAUUGCAUGCACUGUGUAGGACAUUUAGUUCCACCACAAUGACUCCUUUUAUUUUUAACUUGUGCAAGUUACCACCACCAAAAGCAGUCCUAUGUAAUGUUCUUUUUCCUCUUCCUUCUCACUUCCUGUUCCAGAGGGAACUCGCAGCUGCCAUAUCUCUAAAUAAAUGGUUUCUUUUGAUGUAAUUUUUUCCUGUUCACAAACUUACAUGAGGCUGACUGCUACAACCAGAUUUAUAAUGAAUUGUACCAUCGAAACAUCUGUAAUAAAUCUGUGUUCAAUUUCCUAA